AUGGAAGGAGACGAGCUCACACAGAAUAUCGAGCAGUGGAAAAUAAAGCGACUGAUUGAUAAUCUGGACAAAGCCCGUGGAAAUGGGACAUCCCUGAUCUCACUGAUCAUCCCUCCUCGAGAGCAGUUGCCCAUCAUCAACAAAAUGAUCACUGAAGAAUAUGGAAAGUCAUCUAACAUCAAAUCAAGAAUCGUCAGACAGGCCGUUCAAAGUGCUCUCACCUCCACAAAAGAGCGUCUCAAACUUUAUAAUAACAGGCUCCCAGCAAACGGUCUAAUUCUGUAUUGUGGCGAAGUUAUCAACGAAGAAGGAGUCUGCGAGAAAAAGUAUACGAUUGACUUCCAGCCAUACCGAGCCAUCAAUACCACUCUUUAUAUUUGCGAUAAUAAAUUCCACACACAGCCACUCAAAGACCUCUUGGUCAUGGACGACAAGUUCGGCUUUAUCAUUAUUGAUGGUAAUGGAGCCCUUUUUGGUACUCUCCAAGGUAACACAAGAGAAGUCUUACACAAGUUCUCAGUUGAUCUUCCAAAAAAGCAUAGAAGAGGAGGUCAGUCAGCGCUUCGUUUUGCCAGGCUUCGUAUGGAGUCCAGGAACAACUACCUCAGAAAGGUCGCUGAGCAAGCCGUAGUGCAAUUUAUUUCAUCAGAUAAAGUUAACGUAGCAGGACUUAUUGUGGCUGGUUCAGCUGAGUUCAAAAACGUGCUUGUGCAAAGCGACUUGUUUGACCAGAGACUGGCUGCCAAGGUGCUGAAAAUAGUGGAUGUGGCGUAUGGAGGAGAAAAUGGGUUCACUCAAGCUAUUGAGCUCUCAGCAGACACCUUAAGCAACAUCAAAUUUAUCAGGGAGAAGAAGGUUAUGAGCAAGUUCUUCGAAGAAGUCGCACAAGACACCAAGAAAUACUGCUACGGAGUCGAAGACACAAUGAAGUCCUUAAUCAUGGGAGCUGUUGAGGUCAUUCUUUUGUUCGAAAACUUGAAUUUCACGAGGUAUGUGCUGAAAAACCCGACAACUGGGGUCGAAAAGACGCUUUACCUGACCCCUGAACAGGAAGAAGACCAUGGCAAUUUUAUGGAAAACGGUGAAGAGCUAGAAGCGCUAGAAAAAGGUCCACUGCCUGAGUGGAUUGUGGAUAACUAUAUGAAGUUUGGGGCUGGGCUGGAAUUCAUUACUGACAGAAGCCAAGAAGGAGCCCAGUUUGUAAGAGGAUUCGGAGGACUCGGCGCAUUUUUGAGAUACCAGGUGGAUAUGGCUCACUUGAAUGCAGGAGAAGAAGAGCUUGAUGAAGAGUGGGAUGACGACUUCAUGUAA
Blepharisma stoltei is the source of this 1311-nucleotide messenger RNA. Lineage: Eukaryota; Ciliophora; Heterotrichea; Heterotrichida; Blepharismidae. The record is from the annotation of a GenBank genome assembly.